AACUACACGAAGAAGUAGUAAACGGAAGUGAACAGUGAUCAAGAACAAUUUCCACGUUAGCGGUUUUUUGUUAUUUAGACAUUUAUUAACACCCUGGAACUCAAAAUAGGAUUAAUUUAACUGCACAGCAUAAUUUAUGUAUCCCUGGUAGUGUUUAAUUUGCGUUGAAGACAGUACUUGGUUGAUAUAGGUGAUAUAGUUCAUGAUAGUUAGCUGCUAACGUUAGCUAACAAUGGCUACCUGUAACUCAAACGUUAUGAUUUUUCACACUCAAAUAGCCUCCGUCAUGGAGGUACUAGCGAAUGCGGCCGUUGCAGAGAUCUGUAAACUCGUAGACGACGACUAUGCAGUGUUUCGUUUAGAAAUAACUCAAAGCCAGAAAGAAAACAGGGCAUUGCGGAGGAAACUACAGCUAAUUGAACUGAAGGUGGCACGGGAGCGCGCCGAGAGGACAACGCGAGAGCGCGUCUUCGCCAGUCGUCCCAGUAGUGUCAAGGUCCUCGACCGAUACAGAGGAAUGACAAGAGGUGAAGGACAUCUCACUGGAGGCCACAGGAGCUUUGUGAAACCAACGGGACACAAAACAUGGAGAGAUGACCAACCCAUAGCUAUAGAUGAGGGGAGUGGAACCUCAAACCAGCAUGUUAUCCUGAUAGAGUCUGCAGAUGCAGAGGCUGCUAGUCCUGGAGGAUCGUCUCUGGUCAAACAGGAGAGGACUGAAGGAGAGGAGGACCCACGACACAGCAAAGCCAUCCAGAUUGGAGCGGUUGGAGUGGCACCCCCUGUAGCCACGGAGGACUUCGCCUCCGCACCCCAUCCUGGGGCCCAAUGUAGCAUCACGGAGGAGGAGGGGGGUCCAGAAGUGCUGCUGGUGAAGGAUGAGGGUCUGGGGAACCCUGAGGGGGAGGACAACCAGACUACACCUCCUCCUGAACCCACAGAGGAACCAGCUGAGCAGCACAGGACCACACACAGUCUCACUGAGUCAGUAGACAUGGAGGAUGGGAAGCCUGAUCUGCUGCUGGUCAAAGAGGAGACAAUAGAAGAUGAACCAGAGAGCAUUGACCUGCUGAGUGGUCUAAAGAUGGGGGAGCAAGGUGAUUGGCUGGAGGCUAACAGAGGGGACUGGGCAGCCCUUUUGAAUUCCCAGACCCAGACUGGUGUAGCCAAGGGCCCAGGGGACAACAUCACUGAGCAGGGCAGAACCAGAGGCGACAUGGUGGAAGUCAGUGGAUGGGACAGCAUCUUCAACUCUGGACUUGGGAACAACACUGUUAACCAGAAACAGACAUUCGAACACAAAGCAACAGCUGAACUUAGUCUCUAUGACGACAGACUGUCUGAGACCAGGGAGAGGGGUAGAUUUGGUCUGCAAGGACGGGGGCGUGUCCGUAUGCAGCGGGAGAGAACAGACACAGACUCGGCUAGCGAUGCUCCGUCCUGCUCCUAUAGUUGUGAUUCAGACAGACUGAUGGCACCUCAGGUUAACCCCCUAAAAGGUGCAGCCUUCAGCCUGCCUUCUAUAGGAUCUAUCAACUGGAACAUGGACCCUGCAAAAACACAGACACUCCCUGGCCUUCAUCCUCCUCACACUCUCCUUAUGUUAAACCAGACCUCAGACAAUGCCAGUGCCUCAACACUAAAUGGCUACAUAUGCCCAUUGACAAAUGACAGUAGUGGUGACACUAUCAUCAGAUCCGGUGGCAAAGAGAAGCGCUUCCCAUGUUCAUUUUGUGGGAAAGCCUUCAAUUUCCGCAAACAGCUGGAGAUCCACCAGAGGAUGCACACAGGGGAGAAACCAUUCGGUUGUCACCUAUGCCGAGCAAGUUUCUCACACUCGUUCACCCUGAAGAGGCACCAGAGGGUCCACACAGGGGAGAAACCCUACACAUGCCCCCACUGUGAGAAGAGGUUCUCCCACCAGCACCAUCUGAAGAGGCAUUUGAAGGUCCAUACGGGAGAGAGGCCGUUCGCCUGCACUAACUGUGGGAAGAGGUUCUCAGACAGGAGCUACCUCAGGAUACACCAGCAGAAAAACCAUUCCCAUCUAUAACAUAGAAAGUAACUAUUCCACUCGAUAGCUUCUGAUGUUUAGAUCAGACCAUGCAUUAAAGACAAAUGCAUGUUUUGUUGUCAGCAGAAAAGAUCCACAAAUGCAUUUGGAAUAACAAGAGUAAUAGAUUUCAGAUUUUCAUCUAGACUUGUACAGUGCCUUCAGAAAGUAUUCACACCCAUUGACUUUUUUCACAUUGUGUUAUGUUACAAAGUGGGAUUAAAAUUGAUUUAAUUGUACUUU
Molecule: messenger RNA, 2296 nt
Organism: Oncorhynchus tshawytscha (Chinook salmon)
Lineage: Eukaryota; Metazoa; Chordata; Actinopteri; Salmoniformes; Salmonidae
Product: neurotrophin receptor-interacting factor homolog
Exons: 6
Coding region: 233-2053 (606 amino acids)
Cellular component (GO): nucleus
Source: RefSeq, a predicted model, not a curated record